Molecule: messenger RNA, 285 nt
Organism: Prunus armeniaca (apricot)
Lineage: Eukaryota; Viridiplantae; Streptophyta; Magnoliopsida; Rosales; Rosaceae
Source: the annotation of a GenBank genome assembly
AUGCCUGGGAAACGCCCGCGCUUUGUUCGGUCCUCAACUAGCUUUUACGACUUGAGUUCUCUCCACGAGCCCCUGCCGCUGCCACCACCGGAGCAGCGGCUGCAGAUGAAGCCACGGCGCUAUCCCAAGAAAGUUCCCGUGGAAGAGGAUGAUGCGUCUCAACCGGCAUGGUCGCCCAAUAUGGAGAACGGCCAAGGGCAGAGUGGCAAUUUCCUUGAUAGAUGUAACUACUGCAGAAAGAUCCUUAGCGAGAAAGAUAACAUUUAUAUGUACAGGUACGCCUAG